UACUCAUUCAACUGACACGGUAGCUUUACCAUCACCACUGAUUCACUACCAUUUCAAAAUUCAACAUUUGCAGAUUUUCAUUUUUCAACCCAAUUUCAAGAUUUAACGCACCCCAUUUCGUGAAGAGAGCAAUACAGCUAUGCGGGGAUUGUUAGCAUCAUCCCCACCAUCAUAUACAUCAUCGUCAUCAUUAUCUCUAUUUUCUUGGAGCCAUUUUUCAUGGAGCUCCAAGGUAGUUGUUUCUGUAAUUCCUCCUGCCUCGGGAGCCGUGAGAAUGAAACCCAGACUCAUUUUGAGGUGUAAUAGCAGCAGCAGCUCUGGACCUGGUGGCCCUUCUUCUCCUGGUGAAAAUGAGAAUAAGACUGUUUUAGAUGCAUUUUUUCUGGGAAAGGCUCUGGCAGAAACACUUAAUGAGCGUAUCGAGUCAACUGUGGGGGAGAUUUUAAGCACAAUUGGUAGGUUACAAGCCGAGCAACAAAAGCAGGUUGAGGACUUCCAGGAAGAGGUUUUGGAAAGAGCUAAAAGAUCCAAAGAUAAAGCAGCAAAAGAAGCCCUGGAAGUUCAAGGGCUCAUCCCCAAAUCAUCUGCCAUUGAAGCAUCUACAAUUGAUUCAACUGUGCCUUCUGUUAAUGAGACCCAGAGUAUAGUAAUCACUGAUGAGGAUCCGAAACCCACAAGUACACCUACUCCGGAUGUACCAAACGACAGUUAAAUCUUAAAUAUACUACCUGAUUAUCCAUUUUAUUGGUGUAGCAAAAUUCUUUAUUAUAUAUAAGCAAAAUUUUCAAUAGAACACUAUAUAGUUGCAUUCAGAACUAUCAAAAGAAUAAAUCAUGUUACAGUUGCC
This is a messenger RNA of Daucus carota subsp. sativus, 847 nucleotides long. RefSeq lists its product as uncharacterized. The transcript has 3 exons. Gene Ontology annotation, cellular component: chloroplast thylakoid membrane. Gene Ontology annotation, biological process: thylakoid membrane organization. Bases 140 to 712 code for a protein of 190 amino acids. The record is from RefSeq and is a predicted model, not a curated record. NCBI's taxonomy places the organism in Eukaryota, Viridiplantae, Streptophyta, Magnoliopsida, Apiales, Apiaceae.